AAAGAAACGCAGAAGAAGAAACUUCCGCUUCCGGUCCCAGCUCUCCUUCACAAACAGACAAAAUGUUGACCCGAUUGUUGAGGUGCCGUCCCGGUUUGUCCCGGGUCCUCUCUACGCCGGCGGCUCGGUUCGUCUCUCAGUCCAAACCGAGCGGGGCCGCGGGUUCGACCGCCGUGACGGGUCUGCAGCACGAGGACAAGUCGGACCAUGGUGAGGUCAGCCCGUACGUCAAGAAUCCAGAUUACCACGGCUUCUCCACUGAUCCGGUGGAGGAUGAGUGGAACAUGAGAGUGGGCUUCUUUCUCGGCAUCUCGGUGGCUCUUGUUAUUGGAGGAACCUUUAUCUGCUAUUUACCAGACCACAGGAUGGGAAAGUGGGCCAAGAGGGAGGCGGAGCGUUUGAUCGAGAUCAGAGAAAAGAAGGGCCUCCCCCUCAUAGACGAGAACUACUACGACCCAAGCAAGAUUGUUCUGCCCUCAGCGGGAGAAGAGUAGGACGUCCAGCAUCACCUUAUUGUAUUUCCUAAUUAUUGUUUCACCAUUUCACUAUGAGAGAAUAAAUGAAGUGUGGAGUUGUGUAACUAUUAUGUUUGGGACAGUGAAUUCAUGACGCAUGUUGUCCAUUAAUGUGUGUGAAGGACUCACUGAGGUCAGCACCGACAAAUACUCGAGUCCAUUCAUGAAACCGAUGCAUCGAAGUGACGCGGUUCUUAUGUUUGUGACGUUCAAUAAAAACUAAACCUAUUCUUUUCA
Molecule: messenger RNA, 752 nt
Organism: Mugil cephalus (flathead mullet)
Lineage: Eukaryota; Metazoa; Chordata; Actinopteri; Mugiliformes; Mugilidae
Gene: ndufb11
Product: NADH:ubiquinone oxidoreductase subunit B11
Exons: 3
Coding region: 63-494 (143 amino acids)
Source: RefSeq, a predicted model, not a curated record